Messenger RNA from Ruditapes philippinarum (Manila clam), 1722 nucleotides. RefSeq names its product ADP-ribosylhydrolase ARH1-like. Gene Ontology annotation, biological process: protein de-ADP-ribosylation. The transcript has a single exon. Gene Ontology annotation, molecular function: ADP-ribosylarginine-[protein] hydrolase activity; magnesium ion binding. Lineage: Eukaryota; Metazoa; Mollusca; Bivalvia; Venerida; Veneridae. Bases 98 to 1234 code for a protein of 378 amino acids. The record is from RefSeq and is a predicted model, not a curated record.
CUUCCUAAAAGUUGAGAAUAUGACAUAUGAAACGACGCUAUUUAACGUCAACGACUAUUAGAGAGAACACGAACUAAAAAAUCUUAUACCAAAGAAAAUGGCUGUGCAAUUAGCAAAUAUGGAAGAAGAAAAAUAUACCGCCGGGAUGAUUCUUAGCGGAGUUGGAGAUGCAUUAGGGUACGGAAGAGGCAAUUGGGAAUUUUGUACGGAUGGGAAUAUUAUUCACGACGAGCUAAAGCGUAUUGGAGGUCUUUCGAAACUGAAAGUUAAUACGAAAGAAUGGAUGGUUAGUGAUGAUACAGUAAUGCAUUUAGCGACAGCAGAAGCCAUAAUUGAACAUAAGCAAAGUGUUGAUAAAUUAAAGUUAUACCAGGAAAUUGCAAAUCAUUACAUUCAUUGCAUGAAUGACAUGGUCGGAAGGGCACCAGGAAUUACGUGUAAAGAAAUGUGCAGAAGUCUUCAACCCGACAAACCUCCUAAUGGAUUGAGAAUUCCUUUUAAUACGAGAGGUGGUGGAUGUGGUGCUGCAAUGAGGUCUAUGUGUAUUGGGUUGAGAUUUCCACACGAUGUGCAAGUCAACGAUUUAGUUGCAAUAAGCAUAGAGUCAGGAAGGCUAACUCACCAUCACCCGACUGGAUACCUUGGCUCGCUGGCAGCAGCUCUAUUCACAACGUACGCUGUUCAGGACAGACCUCUAAAAGAGUGGGGUAAAGGAUUGUUAACAACACUGAAGAUAGCAAAAGAAUAUGUGUCAAACGAUAGAGAAGCCUUACAUGCCGACAGUUACACAAUACAGCAAAAUAUUGAUCACUGGAAUUAUUUUCAAACGAAAUGGGAAUUUUACCUCCGAAUGAGAAAUAUAUCUGACGGACAGUCCGAUCCAAUUUUUUUACCUGACGAAGAACAAGUGAAAAAACGUGACCAUAUGUACCGCAUGCUUAGUUAUGACGACAUCGGCGGAGCAAGUGGUCAUGAUGCACCAAUGAUCGCAUAUGAUGCAUUAUUGGCUUGCAAAGGAAACUGGGAUGAUUUAUGUUAUCGGGCAAUGUUUCAUGGAGGCGACAGUGAUAGCACUGGUGUUAUUGCAGGAUGUCUUUAUGGUGUUUUGUACGGAGUUGAUGUAGUCCACAAGACAAACUAUAAAGGGCUAGAAUAUUUUGACAGAUUAAAAAAUGCUGGCAAAGAAUUGCUCCAUCUUGCAAAAGAGACAAAGGUUAUGGCAAGUACAAUCUAAUUAUAGCCAAACGAUGAUGAGAUGGUGGCACUUUGUGAUAAGGAAUAUGCUACUAAAUUCGUUAUUCCCUGAUUCGUUCUUAGAAGCCGGAACAAAUCCAGACAAAUCGUUGUUGUAUGAGCCGAAUCCCUUCUUUACACACAACUAUUUAUAUACAAAGUCGAGUGGAUAUCAACAAAUAUUCAGAAUCGACAUAUAGAGCUUUUCUCUGUGACUAACAAUAUAAAUGCAUGUAUCUUUUUAAAGAAAUUAUACCAAAAAACUUAAUUCUUGACACUUCAUAAUAUAUUCAUGGUGUACAAAGUGUUUCAUGUUAUAUAAUUAAAUCUUCGUGAUCUUUAAGAAUUUAAUUUCAAUAAAUGUACUUUAUUAGGAUUUUUCAAUUACAAUUUGAUAUUUUUUACUAACAAUUUAAGCAUUUUAAUAACAAGUUACUUUUGCAAACUAAAGACUCUGUUAGUUGUUUUAAUGUUUCUAAGAAAUUGAAU